GCCAUUUGUCUGCUACAAAAGUGCGACUUUCUUGUCUGCUUGUCAAACCACCGCAUAAUAAACCGAAAGUGAAAAAGGAUAAUAAAAAUGAUGUUAUCGAGUUCAAAUGAAAGUGAAACUAAUGUUGAAUAGUAAAUGCAGGUUCAAUAGUCUACUUUUCACCUGGGCGUUGCCCCGAAUAGUGAAUAUUACCGAUUAACUAAUCAUUCACUUUCGACCAUGGGUGACAAUAAUCAGGCUAGGUUAGGAAAUUACGAAAUGCUGAAAGCUUUGUAUGACUUUAAUGCAACUUUUCAUAAAGCCCUCAGCUUUCGAGAGAAUGAUCUUUUUGUUCUCUUACAAUCAAAUACAAAACAAAGGAAUUGGUGGCAAGUUAUAAACAAAGAGGGUCAAGUUGGUUUUAUUCCUUCUAAUUACGCGACGACAGAAAAGGUUCAACCUCAAUUCUUUAUAGACUUUUUAGAUGAAUGUAUUAAAUUAUUCUCGGGGAACAGUGACAAGCAAGAAGGUUCAAUUGUCACUGAUAAACAGGCGAUUUUAUCAAAAUUAGAGGAUAAGAAACGCCAUGCAGAACAGGGUAAAAAAACAAAAAAACAAGCUCCAAUGCCACCUGAUUUUGGCAGUACAACACCCGACAAGGAUAAUAAUGAAUUUCCUCUUCCCAUAGUCAGUAGUAAUUCCACAGAAGAUAAUAAAUCAUCAGCAACAAGUAGUGUGACAUACGCCACAAUAAACAGUAAUCCGCCAAUUGAAAAUAUUGAAAAUGAUAUUAAACCAAUAAAAACUGAAUUAACACCACCAGCUCGACGCGAUUCGACGAGUGAGAAACGAAGACAAUCUUUAACACGUCAAUCGGCCUCCGAAGCAAUUCCACCGCCAGAUGAGGAAAUAAAAAAAAGUAUUUGUGAAAAUAAAAUUAAAUCGCCAAAUCAUUCGCCUGUGAAGAAUAGAACAUCGAGUAUGGCUGAUAUUAAUCCGAGGACGGCUUAUCAUUUACUGGAUCAAGUGAGACGAAAUACACAACUUAGUUAUGAAAUGUCAAAAGUUGCCGUUUCGGUUGUUGUCGCGGGUUUAUAUGAAAUUCUUCCUCAUUCAGUGAGUCACUAUUUGGAGGAGAUUUUAAAUCAACUUCAAGUUCCACUUAGUGUUUCAAAAAUGACAAUUGAGGAGACUUACGAUGCUAAUAGGUUAAAAGUAAUUUUCAAAGAGCUUACUACUUGCAAGGAAGAUUCUCAACAAAGAAGCUGGAUGCUUUAUGAGGACGAGUCCAUAAUUUUAGAAUAUAUCAAAGAGCUUACUUCUAUUCUUACAAAUGCUGAUGCCAAUGUUUCAAGGUAUGUUUUGAGACAAGAUCAAUAUAAUGGAGUGACAACGUUGAUUCAGUAUUAUCAAAUGGAACCUAGAUGGACUAUUAGGCAGUUACUUUUACAAUCUUUCGGAGUGAUGUGCAGUCUUGAUCCGAUAGCUUUGACAAUUAUGUUAAACAGCAUUUUGCCAAUGGAGAUGGCCAGAGAUAUGCGGGCUAAUCCAAGAAACGUGCCAAAAUUGAAUUAUUCGUCUCUCUUACUCACAAUGAUAUUUUCCAUGGGUGAACCAAUGCCAAUUACGCAUUUAGAACAACUCGGAAUGGACUUUAUAGAAUUUUUAUUUGAAUUAAUUGAAGAACCGCCGGACACAGAUUUGGACGAUCAAAUUCCUGAUCUGUUUGUGAAUCUCAUUCUAUCGUACAAUUUGCAAUUUAUGGCAUCGGAAAAUAUUGUUUUGAAUGCUCUUAAAGGGAGAACCAUUGCCAAAGUUUUUACAGAAAAGAUUUUAUUUCUUCUGAAUCGAGAAGAGGAUCCUGUUCGUAUUUUCGAUCAUCAACCGGCACCACCAGAUUCUGUUUUGAAAAUGUUUGUCGAUUUAUUCAGUAAAGAAAUUACGGCUAAUCUUUUUUACACAAAUGACGUGAAGGUUCUGCUUGAUAUUAUUUUGAGGCAAUUAUUUGAUAUUUCACCAGGUGAUAAGAGAAGGCAAUAUUUGGAAUUGUGUCGUCGCGUAUUGCGAACAUCAAAUUAUAAUGAUCAUCGACAUCGUUCGGAGGAUGUUCUAAAAAGUUUCACAAGAAUAUUUUGCGAGGAAACUGCUGAAAGUCAAGAGGAUCAACAAUUGGUGCGAGAUAUUAGCAAUGAAUUCCCACAUUUAUUUCAAAUGUGACAUUUACUUGAAUCACCUUCAUCUGUCAAGGUGGAAGACGAAGACGACCUACAGACCCUCGUUUAAGAAGCCUUUUCACGACGAUUCCUUCGAUGCAAAAAAAAAAACACAGAUAUACUAUUUUUCUCUCAUAUAUAUUUCCUUAUACAAAAAAGAAAUAUUAUACUGAAAAAGUAGAGUAGACAAUUUAUUUUUUUAACGUAAAAAAGAAUCGUGUAUUUAUUUUUCAUCGCUUUUUUAAUUAUAUACACUAGAGAUGGCUGUAAAGAGAACAUUUAUAUUUGUUCCAAAAGAAUAAUUGUUUUUAAUAAUGACUAACAGAAAGUAUUUAUUUUUUUCUUAUAUUUUAUCGAAACUACUUUUUCUAUAAUAUUUUUUUUUUCGUUAUUAUUCAAUUAAUAAUUAAUUAGUACAAUAGAAAAUCAAAAUGACAAAAUCCAAAGAUUUUCAAGUUUGAGAAGUUUAUUAAUUUUAAAUUAGUUACUAUUGAAAUUUCCAUUAAAGGAAAAGUCGAAAAGUUUUUAAAAAUAUCGAAUUUAUUGUAUAUAGAUGAAGAAUGAAGUCAUUCCAAUUUUUCUUUGGCCAAUUAAUUUUUUUAUUGGUCCAAACAAAAGGUAGCUUUAAUGAAUAUAAAUUAUUCAAAGGGAAUUUUUAGAUAUUUGAAAUAUACAAGAGAAAAUAAAUUUAGAUA
Messenger RNA from Leptopilina heterotoma, 2887 nucleotides. Its product is annotated as NCK-interacting protein with SH3 domain. NCBI's taxonomy places the organism in Eukaryota, Metazoa, Arthropoda, Insecta, Hymenoptera, Figitidae. Gene Ontology annotation, molecular function: Arp2/3 complex binding; protein binding. Bases 220 to 2196 code for a protein of 658 amino acids. The transcript is spliced from 9 exons. The record is from RefSeq and is a predicted model, not a curated record. Gene Ontology annotation, biological process: endocytosis.